Ylistrum balloti is the source of this 5942-nucleotide messenger RNA. RefSeq names its product protein shisa-5-like. The coding region runs from base 90 to 722 and encodes 210 amino acids. The record is from RefSeq and is a predicted model, not a curated record. The transcript has 3 exons. NCBI's taxonomy places the organism in Eukaryota, Metazoa, Mollusca, Bivalvia, Pectinida, Pectinidae.
GAGAAAGAGGUCCAAAGAGUACAAGACUGAAAUUUAGACCAUCUACACCAUUUUGAACAGUGGUCUCACAUCACUGUUGAUCACUCAGUAUGGUUUUCAUGUGGGGCACAACAGUUCUUUUAACAUUUGCUGUCUUCUUCAAUGCUGUUGUAGUUCACUCCUACGAUACAGAUGAUGAUGAUGAUGAUGAUUACUUUGUUGAAAAUUCAGAAUCGAUUCAGGAAACGGCUACGUCUCUUGCUGUCACAGUUGGAAUCAUUAUUGCUCUAAUAAUCGGUGGUAUCAUUGUCAUUACGUUAAUCAUUUGUUGCUGCUGCUGUAAAGGUCGAAGAACCCAAGGUCAUGUGUACCGACCAACUACUACAGUUACUACCACGACAACUGUUGUUAAUCAACAUCGACCUCCUCAAUACCCAGUUCAAGCUCAGACUGGUUACCCAGGAUACCAGGCCACCUCCCCACCUCCCCCUGCAGCACAGAUGGCGCCUCCUCAUCAAGGGACAUCACCAGGGUAUCCCCCACAGAACAUGACAUGCCCUCCUCAGAACCAGGGUCCUUUGCCAGAACCAUCUGCUCCACCUGCUCCUUCUGCCCCUUUCAUGCAAGAUAUGCCAUACUACCCCCCACCACAGGACCAGGCGUACCCUCCACCCCCAGGCCAGCCUUACCCCCCUCAGCCAUAUGGAGGAAUGGUACAACCGCCCCCAUACUCCGAGAAGUGAUUCUUGAUCUGGAGAACUUCCAACAGGGUUUUAACCACUAAGGGAAUGAGGAACGAGCUGUAGAUAAGAUACCCUGAUUUUUGAGAAAAAAUUUAACUUCAAAGUUAUUUUUGAGUAUCAUUUCACUUUAAUUUGGGAGGAAUAUCAUUGUUGAAAAUGCUUAUCUAUUCAAAAAUUAAAAAAAAUAAAUAAUUGCAAGAUAGUUUAAUCUUGCCUUUCCAUAUUGUAUUUUAAAUAUUGAUAGUAGGUUUAUUAAUAAACAUCCAAGGUUUUGACCUAUGAAACGCUUUCCAAGCCAUGAUUUUAAAUAAUCUCAAAUGAUACAAGUUUGAUAUUUUCAUAGAAGUCAGGGUCUUAAAAUGUAUCUGUGAUUUUUCUGUGUAAUGAACUGAAUGCAAUUAAAGAGAGAGAUUAUCCUAACAUGAUACCAGAUGAUAUUUCAUCAUGUAUGUUAUUAAUUGUUCAUAAUGCAUUGUGUAAACUUAUAGUCAUCAAUUUAGUCUAGUAAAUUGUAUUAAUCCUAUUAAUGAUUAAAAUCACGACCAACAUCGAACCUUUACAAUUAUGUACAUAACUUUUAGCAUAUAAUAUGAAUAGGACAUUACUGUUGAUGGAUUCUUGAUGGAAUCAUGAUCAAUAUUUCUUAGCUGUGUUUUAUUAUAUCCUUGGUGGUUUUAUCAAAAUUUAAAUCUAGCAGUAUCAUACACUUAGUGAAUUCUUUGUUAUUAGCAACUGUUAUGAAAAUCAGUGUUUAAAAUGGCUGUCUAUGUUAGAUAUAUAUCUGACGAACUUGAAUUCUAAUUUAAAUAAUUUAUAUUUGAUGUAAAUACAAACCAUUUUUCCAUUUGUUUCACUACUACUGAGUAGAAAUCAUUUAGAAAAAAUAAUUUUCACAUAUCUUGUUCACGUUUUUUAUGAAAUACAAAUUGUACUUUUUUCGGGCAGUUAUUACACUGAUUUGCUUUGUAAGCAAUGUAUAUCAUGUACUAAGAAAGGUGUUGAUAUAUUGUCAUGAUAACACUGAAGGAUUUAGAUAACACAUUUGUAAAUCUGACUAGAGUAUUGAGGGUUCUGUUCUGCUAAAUCCUGAGGCAGUUUGAAGUUUAGCAAUUGUUUAUGAUAUAUGAUAUAUAUACAUGUACAGAAUGACUUGAAGAAGACAAACCUGAAUUAUCAUGAAAGUUGUUACAGCCCUGUUGUGUAGCUUUCUGUAGAGGUCCUACAGAUUCUAGUAUAUUUUCAAUUGAGUGAUUCUUCAUUUGUAUUUUUAAAAAAAUUUAUUAAAAUUAUACAUGCAAAAGGCAUGUCUAAGGGAUGUUACGCUGAACUUUGUUUUUAGAUUUACAAAGUAAAGUAAAUUUGACGGUUGUUUGAAAUUUUUUACAAAGAAAAAUAAAUAUUGAUCUGUAAUUAUAUAACUACAUUAAUAUAUUUUAGAAAGUUAUUUUUUUUCGAAGGAUAGUUGUUAUUGUUACAAAUAUGCCAAAACAUAUAACUUAGUUUGACAUGUUACAGUAAGAAUGUUGUGUGAAACAUAUAUAUGUUCAUACAGAUACAGUCUUUUUAUGAUAAUUCACAUUCUAUAACUGAAGUAUUCGUUAAUUUGUGCUUAGGGCUAUUCCAUUAAAACAUAUAUCCUAUAUUGGAACUGCAGUUUUGUUCCGGGGUACUAUCCACAGACUUUAAUUGAUAACUAUAAUUUGUUUUAAAGUAAUGAGUCGUGGUAGAUGUUUUACUGGAAUAGCCCUUAUGAUGUAUUGAAGGAGGAUUAAACAAUCAUUACUGUAAAAACAUUAAUUUUCGUGGGUGAUUAAUUUUCGUGGAAUUUAAGGGUUUUCUUAAUCCACAAAUAUAUAUGUCCAUCAAAUGAUAAACAGAUAAAAAUUGAAAUGGAUUUAGCUUUAGUAAAUUCUGUAAUGAACAUUAAUCCGUGAAAUCAUGAGCCCACAAAAAGUAUUUAUUUUUGGAAAAAACCACGAAAUUUUUAGCCCUACAAAAAUACAACACACAGGUAACAUUUUUAGGGUUAAUUAAUGAUUUGUUAUGUGAGUAUUGAAAAACAAAGAAAUUAAGUAGAAGGGGGAGGGGUGUCAAUAUGAGUCGUUAUGAACAAAAAAUUGUUAAAAAAAAUGUACAAGUGGUUAUACUACUAAUGAUAUAUAGUGUUGCAGACAGGGAAUUGUCUGAAGUUCCUUACGUACAAAAAUUUGUACGAACUGAGUUCAUUGUAAUCAAGUUUUACUCUAACCAUUAGAUAGCAUGCUAAGAAGCUUACAUAUUCUAAGGAUAACAUGUUUUACUAUUAUGGGCAUCUAACACUUUAUCUACUGUACAAUCAAGGAGUUACACAUUUAUGUUAAAGUAUACCUAACAAAGAAAAGUAACUUGCCUCUAUGUGUUUACUUUUAUAAGCCUGAGUCACAGAAUCCUCAUACAAAUGGAGGGUAGAAUGAGAACGCAAUGUGUCUAAGCCUACAACGAGGUUGUGCAUCCAGGUAGAGAGGUUAUGUGAGUGAUCUGGCCCCACUGGUAUAAAACAUAUCAACUUGAGAUUUCCUCAAGUCGAGAUUUUCCUCAGCUGAUAUCUCUUCAAAAUGGCUUGUAUAAAAUUUUCUCAAGGAACAGGAGGAAGGCAUCGGCUAGGAUGUCCUGAAAUUCCUUGAGGAAUUUUCAUACAAGAUAUUUUCAAGGAGAUAUUAGCUGAGGAAAAUCUAGGCUUGAGGAAAUCUCAAGUUGAGAUGUUUUAUACAAGUGGGGCCUGGAACCUUAAAAUAUUCUGUAUUGGAGGUAUAUACAUAUAUAGAUAUAACAUGUAAUAUUGUUGCUAUAAUAUCCACUUACAUUUAAAAUGUAUUUUUUAUAUAAUACAUACCUUAUAUUACACAUAUAAAUUUAUAUGCUUGGAAGAAACAGCUGGAAUAUAAAUCUUCUAAUUUGGAGUACAUGUUGAGUAUUUUAUAGAUUUUAUCAGUAAUUACCAUUCUUUGGGAAAUUUGAUAGUCAUUUUUAAAGUAUUGAAAAAUUUUGGGUAGUUAUUCAUAUCACAACAUUCAUACAUGGAAAUCUAGUUUAAGAAUUAUUUUGAAAGAUGUGUAUAUACCUGAUUUACGUCCUGAAUUGGGAUUCUGUGUCACUGUUGUAGAGUAACAUUCUGGGUUUAGCUCUCGUUAGUAUUGGGUAAGGUGAUACAGUGACUGGACCACUGCUAUUUUAUGCCACAAAAUGUUGCCAAUUUUGAUAAAUGAUAAUGUUAUUGUCAACAAUACAAAUUUUAUGAUAUUACUUUCAAUGUAUGCUUUAAAAGAUUAAUUUAUUUUAACCCUUAUUUUAGAUCUCAAAAUCAGCUCAUUACCUGUUAGCAUAAUGUCUUAUUUUCUGUUUUGUCAGAUACACAAAAUUACAACACAGUAUUAUAUCACUGCUAGACUUUUAAGUUUCUUUUGUGUCUUUUGUUGAAGAUCUGCCAUGUUAAAACGAUGGUCAACAUACCAAUUUAUCACUGUUUUGAUACUGACAAAAGUGUUUGUCUCAUUUUCUUAUUAGAUUUGUGUUGAUUUUACUUGAUUGAUAUAACCGGUGUGAAAAUCAGUUUGAUGUCACAGAAAUCACAACAAUAUUUCUUGGACUGUAUCAUUACUACAGAUUCAGUUAAUUUUUUUUUUUUUUAAUAUAUUUUAUUUUUUUUACUCUCCUUUUAUAGCUCACUGUAUAUAUAUUCUAAUCUUUGCUUAAUUGAUUGUGUCUUAUGUAUUAUUUUUAUUGUUUAGAUUUUUCAAUAAAUAAACAUUAAAUGUUUGUUUGUUAGAAUCGUGUCUAGCCAUUUCAUUACACAUGGACUUAUUUGCUUAUCUUUUUGGUUAUAAACAUUUCUAGGAGUCAAACUUGUAUUAGAUUUUGUGGAUAGGAAAAUUAUUAAAAUGAAGACAAAUAAAUGUAUAGAAACUAGAAAAUCUAUUUAUGAUAAUGUGAUAUGAGCAGGAUAUGAAAUCUGUUCUUAUUGAGAGAAAAUGAUAUACCUGUUUUGUCUGACAAGGUAUACGGAUACCUGUUUUGUCUGACAAGGUAUAAACAUACCUGUUUUAUCUGACAAGGUAUAGAUAUACCUGUGUUGUCUGACAAGGUAUAUAAUCGUAUUUAAAUACUCUGUGUUACUUCUUUUACUACAAAUUUAAAUUAGUACAUUGUAAAUGAAAUUAAUAACAUGUUUAGGUGUUAAUAAUGGUAUAGACACAUGUUAUGUUUUGAUGUGCAAUAUUAGAAUACACUGUUAUAUUUCAUUGUACUUUCACUAUUGUCUUUACUAUAAAGUCUUGUUUAUUUUACCUGUCCAUUUCUUCAAUCAAGUUUUAUUAUUUUACUAGUAAGUGUGUAUUUGUGCAUGUUGCUUUUAUGAGCUUUCAUUUUUUAAUUGCCUUUAAACUUUUCUUGCUGUCUGUCCUUAUUUAUACGAGUUAUCUCCCUGUAACUUGGUUAUUUCCCCUCUCUAGAAACUUAUAAAUAUCUAGAUUUGGAAAAACUCAGAUGACACUCUUCUUUUUCUCUUUUAAAUAACAAAAUAAGAAUUUCCCAUAUCUGACCAUAUACUAAAUAGUUCUUAUCUUACAAAUAUGCUUUCAGCUUGGUAAUCUUUUUGAAUUCUUCGUAAAGAUGACAACGUUAUUUAAUUAUUCUACUCUACAUGUGUGUAGUGUUAUUUUAUAUGUUAUACUUCCGGAAUGGAAGUGGGAGAGGGUUGAGGUCACAAGAAAGUGCCUGUAUCAGAGUAAGAUUACAAAGUCAAGGGUAUUAUUGUCCAAAACUGACUUGUGGUUGGUUUCAGACCUGUACACUUAUACCUAUGUACAUAUACAUGUGUAUGAAUUGUCUCAAUCCUUAUAUAAUCGAGUUGAAAACUACAGUGAGGGCACUACAGUUUUAUGCAGACUAUUUUGAUAAUCAAUCCAUUUUUUUAUAAUGAUCAUAUUUUGAAUUGAAAAGAAAGCAUGAAAAGGUUUUCUGAUGUGUUAAAAGAACCGAUUUUACGGAGGUUCGUUUUAGAAGUGUGGUUUGUUGUUGUUCAACACAGAAAGUGUUACAUAAUCCAUGUAGUUUUCCAGAGGGUGAAUAACUCAAUCAAAAUGACUGUUAGACUUUUUUUUUAAUCACAUGUUAUACUCAGUAUUGCAAAACCUGUACAUAGAUUACAUGUAGGUCAAUAAAAUAUUUUGACGAAAACUAUGA